CCGCUUUCAGAAGAUAUUGUGAGACAACAUCGGUUUCUUCAGGCUGCGAUGUCGACCUGGCUCGAGACAUAUACGGCCAGCCUUGAGACCUUACAGAGAACAACUCGCUCCCCCUUGUCGCUCGGCAUACCACUGCUCCGCAUUUUCCAUACCAUGGUGUCUAUCCAAGUCGCAACCAUGCUUUCAACGUCAGAGACAUGCUUCGAUGAGUUUACCUCUGCGUUCACGUCGAUCCUCGCACAAGCGGUCGAGAUCUAUCGCAAGGCUAGCGAAAUCCACCACCGUUCGUUCUCCAACGAUGGUCGGAUCACGGGUUUCAGCUUCACUAUAGACAUAGGUACGAUCCCGCCACUGUCUUACGUGGCGUUGAAAUGCAGGGUGCCGUGGCUUAGAAGACAGGCCAUUGCAUUGCUCCUGGCCGCACCCCACAGGGAAGGCAUCUGGGACGGUGUGGUGAUCGCACACAAUACUCAAAAAGUCAUAACGCUGGAAGAGAAUGGAUUCUUUGAUCAUCUUAAUUUGGAAUUUGAUUGCCGCCCGUUCGAUCCUCCUGUCGAGAAGCACCAACAGGACCUCGCUCAGGUACCUUGUCUCCCUGAGAGAUCUCGCUUUCGACAUGUAAAGGUCAUA
This is a messenger RNA of Exophiala aquamarina CBS 119918, 630 nucleotides long. RefSeq lists its product as uncharacterized. The transcript has a single exon. Lineage: Eukaryota; Fungi; Ascomycota; Eurotiomycetes; Chaetothyriales; Herpotrichiellaceae. The record is from RefSeq and is a predicted model, not a curated record. The annotation marks the transcript as partial.